This is a messenger RNA of Peronospora belbahrii, 324 nucleotides long. Lineage: Eukaryota; Oomycota; Peronosporomycetes; Peronosporales; Peronosporaceae. The record is from the annotation of a GenBank genome assembly.
AUGGCGCAGCAUCCGACGUACACGAUGGCUGGUUUAUUAGCAAGUGGUGGUGUGAUUGGCUAUCUCAAGACUAAGAGCGUUCCUUCCUUAUUGGCAGGUAUAACUCUUGGUGCAGGAUUUGGUGUAGCAGGUUAUUUGCUACAGAAGGGUGAGAUGACGAACGGUCAUGGUGUCGCACUACUCAUGUCUUCGAUUACAAUGGGUGCAAUGGGCGUGCGUGCUAUGCGGACGAAAAAGCCGCUGCCAGUGACAAUUGCGUCACUUGGAGCAGUAUCAUCUGCCUAUCAUAUGCAUGGAUUCACUGAGUGGACUGGGCAAGAGUAA